UCUCCUCCUCUCCUUCACAGCGCGGCAGCAGCAGCACAUGCGCACUGCGGACACUGCACAUGAACUGACCAUACAAUCCUUUCACCGCCGCAUCGUGCACUAAGACAACCGUAUUGCGUAAUUAUCUGGCUGCAUCGUGAACCACGCGUGCGGGCGUUAGCCUAUGUCUGAGAUCCCCCUGCAGAGUCUUGGACGAGCCAGGAAGUCAAAGGCUGGAUACGUACCUCUCCAGAACGGCGAGCCGAGCGGCGACAACGACGAGGAGGGAGACAGCAUGUCGAUGAGCACCAGGGCCGCUGCAUCGUCUUCAGCCAGGCGGAAGGGCAAACGCAGGGAGAGGUAUGAUGCGGAACGCGCGGAGGAACACGCUACAUUGCUCGGAGACGAGUCGCAGGAGGACGUGGAGUUGGAAGAGGAGAGCGAUAGUUCAAAGAAGGCGCGGAAGCCGGAAUCGCCAUCACAGCGGUCGUCAUGGGCGCGCAGGUUCAAACCACCACCUCAAGACAAAUCAAGAGCGGUGCCAUUCCGCCCUCCAGACAAGCUGCGAGGCCACUUCCCACCAAACAUCAUCCGGAAUCAAAAGUACAAUGUCAUCACAUUCCUCCCCAUUGUGUUCUAUGAACAGUUCAAGUUCUUCUUCAACCUCUACUUCCUCGUGGUCGCGCUCUCGCAGUUUGUCCCUGCGCUGAAGAUCGGGUUCAUCGUGACAUACGUCGCGCCUCUCGCAUUCGUCCUAUCCGUGACAAUGGGUAAGGAGGCUUAUGAUGACUAUAAGCGCAAUGUACGCGAUCGUGAGGCGAACUCUGCCAAAUACAUCGUCCUGGAGCCGGACACCUACGCCUCGCAGCAGGCUCCGCCUGACCCAAAUGUCCAUCGCGAGAGCGGGGUGUGCAUGCGCUCUAUACCCUCCUCGGUGCUGCGAGUAGGCGACUGCGUUCUGCUUGAAAAGAACCAACGUGUUCCCGCCGACCUGAUCCUGCUCCGCACGUCGGACCACUCGGGGGCGUGCUUCAUCCGGACGGACCAGCUCGACGGAGAAACGGACUGGAAGCUGCGCGUUGCUGUCCCGUCAUGUCAGAAGCUUCAAAGUGAUGCAGAGUUGCUUAGGUUAGAUGCUGAAAUCUAUGCCGACGCGCCAAUCAAGGACAUCCACGCAUUCGUUGGGACUUUCACCGUGAAUGCUCCUCCGGCCAUCCUGGAGGACGACGUGCCCAUGGUCCAACAACCGACUGUUGAGCCUCUCUCAGCGGAAAACAUGUUAUGGGCGAACACAGUCCUUGCAGCUGGCUCCGCCGUCGGAUUCGUUAUAUACACUGGUUCUGAGACUCGUGCUGUUAUGAACACUAGUCACCCGGAAACCAAAACAGGACUGCUGGAUUUGGAGAUCAACAGACUCGCGAAGAUCCUAUGUGCGGUCACUUUCGCUCUGUCGUUCGUGCUGGUGGCCCUGAACGGCUUCCGCGGCUUGUGGUAUAUCUAUAUCUUCCGAUUCCUUAUUUUGUUCUCUUCUAUUAUACCUAUCAGCCUGCGAGUCAAUUUGGAUAUGGGCAAGACAGUAUACGCGCAGCAGAUUAUGUCAGACAAGGAGAUACCCAAUACGAUUGUGCGGACAAGCACGCUUCCGGAGGAACUUGGGCGGAUAGAGUACCUGCUUAGUGACAAGACAGGUACUCUUACGCAGAAUGAGAUGGAAAUGAAGAAGCUGCAUAUGGGCACCGUGUCUUAUGGUUACGACUCUAUGGACGAGGUCGCGCAUCAGCUGGCUGUUGCCUUUGGUGCGAGCACCGAGCAAGUCAAUCUUCGAACGGGAUCCAACCCGACUGGAGCGCAGUUGGCCACUCGGGGGCGCAGAGAUAUGUCUUCACGUGUCCACGAUGUCGUGCUGAGCUUGGCACUCUGUCAUAACGUCACCCCAGUUACUAACGACGAUGGGACGGUCACCUACCAGGCCUCCUCGCCAGAUGAAGUCGCCAUCGUGAAAUGGACGGAGUCAGUAGGCCUCACGUUGACGUUCCGUGACCGUACGCGCCUCGAACUCCGAACACCAUCUGGUGCCCAUGUUUCGUUCGACAUCCUUGAUAUUUUUCCAUUUACCUCCGAGUCAAAGCGUAUGGGAAUCGUCGUGCGCGACACGCAGUCGGGUGAGAUCACCUUCCUACAGAAGGGUGCGGAUGUAGUCAUGACCCGCAUCGUACAACGGAACGACUGGCUCGAGGAGGAAUGUGCCAACAUGGCCCGAGAAGGUUUGCGCACACUCGUGGUGGCGCGGAAACGGCUGAGCGAAGCGACCUAUGCCCUCUUCAAAGAACGCCAUCAUCAGGCGAGCAUCCGCGUGGAAGGCCGAAAUGAGGCCAUGGCCGCCGUCGUGACUGGACUCCUUGAACACGAGCUGGAGCUGUUAGGUCUGACUGGUGUCGAGGACAAAUUACAAGAUGAUGUCAAAUCGACUUUGGAGCUGCUUCGGAAUGCCGGCAUCAGGAUCUGGAUGCUCACAGGCGACAAGAUUGAAACUGCUACUUGCAUAGCAAUCUCCACGAAGCUGGUUGCGAGGAAUCAAUACAUCCAUCAGGUUGCGAAGCUGAAGACCUCUGACGAAGUUAGAGAUCAGCUUGAGUUCCUCCAGAACAAGCUCGAUUGCUGUCUAGUCAUCGACGGGGAGUCAUUACAAUUGUGCAUGAACCUUUUCAGGGACGAGUUCGUCGAGAUUGCGACGAAACUCUCUGCAGUUGUCGCCUGUCGCUGUUCGCCCACUCAGAAGGCAGACAUAGCACGGCUCAUCCGCAAGCAUACCAGAAAGCGGGUCUGCUGCAUAGGAGACGGAGGAAACGACGUCAGCAUGAUUCAAGCGGCCGACGUUGGCGUUGGAAUUGUCGGCAAAGAAGGCAAACAAGCGUCCCUGGCUGCUGACUUCUCCGUGACGCAAUUCAGCCACCUCACAAAACUCCUGCUAUGGCACGGUCGCAAUUCUUACCGCCGUUCUGCGAAGCUGGCACAAUUCGUCAUUCAUCGCGGCCUCAUCAUCUCGGUCAUGCAAGCCGUGUUCUCGGCCAUCUUCUACUUCGCUCCGAUAGCGUUGUACCAAGGAUGGCUCAUGGUCGGAUAUGCCACUGUCUAUACGAUGGCGCCUGUGUUCUCGCUUGUACUCGACCGGGACGUGAGUGAGGAUCUCGCGCUGCUAUAUCCGGAGCUGUAUAAAGAGUUGGUGAAGGGCCGAGUGUUGUCGUACAAGACAUUCUUCAUGUGGCUAAUGAUCAGCGUGUAUCAAGGAGCGGCUAUCAUGAUCAUGUCUUUGUUGCUGUUCGAAAACGAGUUCCUGAACAUCGUGUCCAUCUCGUUUACGGCCUUGGUUCUCAAUGAACUGAUUAUGGUGGCAUCAGAGAUCACUACAUGGCAUAUCUACAUGGUGAUGGCCGAAGUAGUGACACUGUUCUUCUACUCGAUCAGCAUUGUGUUCUUGCCUGAAUACUUUGAUCUUUCCUUUGUGCUUUCGGUGAGGUUCGCUUGGAAGGUGGCGGUGAUUGUCGCGAUCAGUGCAUUCCCACCGUAUGUUAUAAAACUUAUAUACCGUCGGGUCGCACCCGCCGCCUCCAGCAAAUUACUGUAACUUAUGCUGUUCAUGCAUUCGCGUUCCUGCACUUCAUGUUGGACCUUUCUGUUUUGUCAAAUGCAUUUACAUGAUUGCUUCUGGA
This is a messenger RNA of Laetiporus sulphureus 93-53, 3689 nucleotides long. RefSeq names its product phospholipid-translocating P-type ATPase. Gene Ontology annotation, cellular component: endosome; trans-Golgi network; plasma membrane. NCBI's taxonomy places the organism in Eukaryota, Fungi, Basidiomycota, Agaricomycetes, Polyporales, Laetiporaceae. The record is from RefSeq and is a predicted model, not a curated record. Bases 164 to 3604 code for a protein of 1146 amino acids. Gene Ontology annotation, biological process: endocytosis; phospholipid translocation; retrograde vesicle-mediated transport, Golgi to endoplasmic reticulum. The transcript is spliced from 17 exons. Gene Ontology annotation, molecular function: ATPase-coupled intramembrane lipid carrier activity; ATP hydrolysis activity; ATP binding.